Salpingoeca rosetta is the source of this 3842-nucleotide messenger RNA. RefSeq names its product CMGC/DYRK protein kinase. Gene Ontology annotation, cellular component: cytoplasm; nucleus. The record is from RefSeq and is a predicted model, not a curated record. Lineage: Eukaryota; Choanoflagellata; Craspedida; Salpingoecidae. Bases 337 to 3405 code for a protein of 1022 amino acids. The transcript is spliced from 17 exons. Gene Ontology annotation, biological process: peptidyl-threonine phosphorylation; peptidyl-serine phosphorylation. Gene Ontology annotation, molecular function: ATP binding; protein tyrosine kinase activity; protein serine/threonine kinase activity.
GCGAAAAGCAGCGAAGCGACAGCGAAAACAGCCGCCUCUCUUCCUUUUCCUCGCUCGUGCUGUCGUGUCGUGUGGCUUGGCUUGUUGCUUGGUUGCUCGUUGCCUCUCCUUCCUCCGCCACAUUGUUGUUGUUGUUGUUGUUGUUGGCUGCCACACGACCCACACUUCUCUUCUGCUUUCUUUCUUGUUUCUUCGUGUCUUCUCCUCGUUGCCCUGCCACUGCUGUAUGUACGCUUGUGUGCUUGUGUCGCUGCAGUGCAAGCAAGUGAGAGCACGACAACAGACAAGACAUCAAUCACACGACUUGAGACUUUUUGGCCAAGCAAUCGAGAAACGAUGGGCCGUCGUCCAGUGGCAAAGACUCGCAGCCAGCGGGUGCGAGACCUGCGCGAGCGGCAGGACUUUCAACAGCAGCUGGAAGAUGCCAUGCAGCGCGCAACAUCACGCACCGCCAAGACCUUCCUUGCGGGCAUGCUCAAAAGCACAUGUGCAGAGAUAAAGGCCAUCAAACGAGCCAACAUUGUUGGCACGCGCAUGAACCAAAAGGCCACCAUCAAGCCACGCGAGGGCAGCAGGUUUCGCCAGUUUGACGCCGCAUCCGCCCCUGCACAGUCAAAUACGUCCACAUCGUCGUCCGGGGCCCCUGUCGCUCACAAGCCCCGGCCGGAGACCAACCUCCUGCUCAAGCUCACCAAGAACAUCUGUCAACAGUACAGCAUCAAGCCAAACAUCAAGCCUCACUUUAUCACACCGGCCUCGUCGGGAAACGUGGAGGAUGCGCGCGCAGAGCUGGAGGAUCCAGAGCCAAAGCUGAACGCAAUGUGCGACCGCCUGCGAACCGAAAACAACGUGGACAUCACCCCCGAUCAGCUGCGUCGACUCCACAACCGCGAAGGCAACCUGCGCAUCCACACGCAGGAUGUGAUCCUGGACGACCGCUCCCGCAAGUUCACCGUUCUCCGCCUCCUUGGCUGCGGCGCCUAUGGGCAGGUGCUGCGCGUCAAAGAUGCAGACGGCAUUGAACACGCGCUCAAACUCCUCAACAGCAAACGCCAAUCCAACAGAGAAGUCGAAGCAAAGGUGCUGAAGCUUGUUGAACACCACGGUCGCACCGGCAGCCAGUUUGUGCUGAAACUCGAGAGCUCGUUCCUCUUUCGCGGCGCUUUCCCGUGCAUGCUGUUUGCCCAGCACGGCAUCAGCCUGUACGACCACAUCCUGCGGAAGGGCUCGCUCAACAUGGACCAGAUUGUCGUCGUCAUCAAGCAGGUUGCGCUUGCCUUGCGUGAGGUGCACACGCUUGGCUUUGUGCACUCGGACGUCAAACCCGAAAACAUUCUUCUGCGUCACACCCCGGCCGAGUUGGAGGUGUUGGGCAACAGCGCAGACACACCCGACCCCGAUGACCCGCUCUCCAUCCCGCCUCGCCUCUCUGUUGUUCUCAUUGACUUUGGAACCGCAUUUGGCUCGUCCAUCAACGCCGACGGCUGGUCUGUCAAGUACAUCCAGUCCCGUUUCUACAGGGCGCCGGAGGUGUUUCUGGAGUGCCGUCGCGCUCGUCGCCAGUACAUCUACGACACGCCAAUUGACAUGUGGUCGCUCGGCUGCCUGGCCAUGGAGCUGUACCUUGGCCAGCCCCUCUUCCAAGGCAGAUCAAGCAUUGAGAUGGUCACAGGCUUCACCUCCCUCCUUGGUGACUUUCCCUCGCGCAUGCUGGAGCUCGCCAGCUCCGUUGAAGUCAUCGUUGAAGAUGAACAAGGACGGAAGCGUGUGCGCUCUGCCACGCGCUCAGAGACCGUCUACAUACCCACACGCCGGUUCCACGUGCGCUGCCUCGACGACUUUGUGUGCGGCACAUCAGUGUGUUCAUCGUGUCAACCGGACAUUGCGUGCACGGUGGAGCGCCGCCGCCUCUUCAUGAAAUUUGUGUCCGACCUCCUUAAACUGGAUCCGGACAGGCGCCUCACAGCUGGACAGGCCGUCCGUCACCCGUUUCUCAAGCCCUCCAUUCCUCAGAGCGUGAUCGACGAGAUCCCAGAAGGACACGUGAACGAGAGCUUCCGCACAUUCCGCAUCACGACGUUUCAGCGGCCGCGUCUUCCCCAGGAGGCGCCGCUCAUCGUGGAGACAGACAACAGCACCAUCACCAUGCCGUUCCCAAAUGCAAAGCGCGCUGAGCGGCCAAUUCGAAUCGACUUUGUGAAGAACCUGGCGGAACAGCUGAAGUUGCAGCAGAGAAAAGCUCGUCGCCUUGCAUUCCAGGAAGCGCAACAACAGGCACAAGUUCGUGCGCGGGAGGAGCGGCGGCAGCGCUCGUCGCGUGGAGAAGAGAGCGCGCGUUCGUCGGCGGUGUCCGCAGCCGGCGAUGAGUCGUCUGCAGAGUCGUCACGCGGCUCCAGCGUGUACUACGUGGACAGCAGCCGGCCAGAGUCGAGCAUGAGCAUCCGCAGCAACCAGAGCGAGCAGGUGCUGAUCAAGGGUGUGGUGUCGCAGUCCCACAUCCAGCACGCGGAGGGCCACCAGCACGGCAGCGGCGGCGGCACCAACAACGGGGCAAUCCAACCACCCGGAUCCUCAGCAGCAUCGGGCACACAGGGCGCAGCCUCGCAGCAACAGCGUGUGAAGGUGGCUGCCCCACAGGCACGCCCGCACACCCAGAUGCACCCCAUCCCAUAUGUGGCCGUGUCCCAGCAUCAGCAGCAGCAGCGGUACAUGCGGCACGUCCCGGCUGCGCCUGGCCAGCGGUUUAUGCACCACGUCCCGUACGGCGGCCAGGGCGGUGCGUAUCAGAUGCCGCUGCCGCACCCGCAGCACCACCAGCAAGUGGUGCAGUACUCUGGCCACGUGUACGGCGGUGGCGGGUACUCGCAUGGUGCGUACAUGGGGUCUGCUUCCUCCUCUGCCCAGCAGCCCACACCCCACCAGCAGCAGCAGCAGCAACAGCACCCUGGUCAUCAUCCCCAGCAGUCGCCCGUCGUGUACGCUGGCGGCAUGUACACGCAGCAGGGCCACCCCGUGAUGGCUGUGCGCUCAGGCUAUGCAUCUGGUGCUUCCCAAGCCUCACAGGGCAGUGUCGUCAUGGGUCCACCACACCAGGUCAUGCAAGUGGCCACCCCGCAAGGCCACAUGCACGCGCAGCCGCAGCCGCAGCCGCAGCCCGUGGCCUAUGCUCAGGGGCACACGCAGUAUGUGCAGUAUGCUCAGCAGCAGCAGCACCACCACCACCCAGGCUAUCACCAGCAGGCAGGGGUGCCUGUUCAGUACGUGGCUGUGCCGAGCCAGCAAGCCUACGCAAUGUAUCAACAGCAGCAGCAACAACAGCAGCAGCAGACACAGCUGAUUUAUGGCGACGCGCAGCGCACACCCAAUAUCCACCAGAACGCACGCGUCUUUGACGAGCAGUUGUGACGCUUGUGUGGUGUGUGUGUGUGUGUGUGCCGAAUUUCGUUGCAUCAUUCGUUGUGUUGGAUUUGCUUGUUGUGAUGUACACUGCCAUGCUGUCACAGUUGCCACUUGUACGUUCAAUGUGAUAUCUGCUUAUUCAUUCGCCGUCUGGGGAGUUGUUUCGAUGUCCGUCAUACGUGUGCGUGUGUGACGUCAAGGGAGGCGACUGUGUCGCAGUUGUGUGCGCUUGCGCAAUGUUGUUGUUCGAAUGUGUGGCUGCUGUUUUUCUGCCGUUUUGCUUGCCGUGUCCUGCUGUUGUCUUCGCGUCCUGCCGUCGCUCCUAUCGUUCGUCUCGCUUGCUUAGAGUUGCUUCGACGCUGUUUUGAAUCCCUUUCAUAGAAUGAAGUCGUUGUUCAACACGGUUUGUAUCGGGGAGGUGAAGCAGCACUCAAGCAGAAAAC